AAUAGAACAACACAUGAACAUAACAUUGUGUGGAAGAUGCUGAAGACAGUUCCAGACUUAGCCUCCCAGCUAAAUGAUGAGCAUCUGAAAACACUUAGCAAGAAUAUCAUUUCUGAAACCUGGGUCAAAGGGAGCAUAGUGUUUGGAAAUGAUGGAUUUUAUGUGAUAUUGAAAGGCUUAGCUCAACCUUACACAGGCUUGUGUGAAAAUCUGACUGAAGAAAAUGACUUAACAACUUCUAUUAUACCUCAGAUCAGUGUCGUUUUCAACGAAGGCCUAAAAACCUAUUCAACUCCUGAGAUCUUCCUACCUCCAUAUGACUUAAUGCUGAGAGAAUGGAGUACCUUUGGAUCCCUGGAAGAGACACCUGCAAUUGAAUUAGAAACAAGGCCACUCUCAGUGGUGGCAGAAGAUGAUUGUGAAAUUCUUAAAAUCCCUGCAAAAGAUUAUGCAAAGUUAAAAUUGGAAAAAGCAAAACUUGAAAAUAUACACAAGAUGAAAUUAAUCCAUAAGUGUCCCUAUUAUGAGGAGUGGCCUACUUUAUCCAUAUGUGAGCUAACUGCACUUAUUAAAUGGAAAAAACUUCCUGCAGGUCAUGGUGAGUAA
Messenger RNA from Heterocephalus glaber (naked mole-rat), 606 nucleotides. RefSeq names its product cyclic nucleotide binding domain containing 1 (gene Cnbd1). NCBI's taxonomy places the organism in Eukaryota, Metazoa, Chordata, Mammalia, Rodentia, Bathyergidae. The record is from RefSeq and is a predicted model, not a curated record.